AUGAGUAGUACGCUAGUGAAUGGCGCAGUAAAUACAUCAUAUGCGUUCGAUCCACAAAGCCUUGAAAUCAAAACAAAAUCGGUAGAGCAGACUCUUGUCCCGCUUGUCACUCAGAUAACGACGCUUGUGAAUUUCAAGGAAAGUUACUUAUCAAGUAGUAAAAAACGAUCCGAGAAAGCUCUUCGCUCAGCCUUAAAAAUAGGAUCAGCAGUAGAAACAGCCAUCGAGCGUUUCGUAGUAGUCGGUGAAACGAUUGCCGAUGAAAAUCCAGAUGUGCAACCUGAGAUGUACGAUGCGUGUCACGAAGCUCGACUCGCAGGAGCUUCAAUAGCAAAUUUGAAUGGUUAUUUAACGGAUGAUUCGGGUAUUGCUAUCGAUAAAUCUGUCCUUGUACGAGCUGCGCGACAACUUCUAACUUCUGUAACGCGAGUUCUUUUGUUAGCGGAUCGUGUCCUUGUUAAACAUAUUCUUAGAUCUGAAGAUAAGAUAGCAUAUGCAUUGGUAAAAUUAGAAAAUACCACAAAUUUCACGGAUUUUGUGAAAAUUUUUACCGAAUUUGGUGGCGAUAUGGUUGAUUUGGCCCAUCGCUCGGGCGAUCGGCAGAAUGAUUUAAAAAGUGAAAAGCGUCGUGAACAAAUGGCGGUAGCACGUACGAUGUUGGAACGGUUGACAAUGUUGUUGCUAACCUCAAAUAAAGCACUUUUAAGGCAUCCGGAUAACGAAAGCGCACGGCAGUGUCGAAAUGGAGUUUUUCAACAGAUGCGUUUGGCUCUUCAAUUGAUCGCAUUUUGCGUCUCCGAUGGUGUAAUGCACUUUGAUGCAUCACAUUUUGUAUUACCAUCCAGUGAAGAAGUUUUAGAUAUUGGAAUGCAACUAACUGCUAAUGCAGCUAUUAGGCGGUUAAUGGAAAUGUUGGAAAUGGCACGGAUGACAUGUAACAUUGGAACCAGUACAAGAGAACGAUUAAUAAGCGCUUUGGAUUCUUUAUGUGAAAUGACUCAGGAUUUUACCGAUUCAGCCUAUACUCCACAUCAUCAUCGUGAACAGAUUUUGGAUUUCUUGGAAGAAUGUCGACUUGAAUUGACAAAUCUUAUACAACCUGAUGUUGCUGAUGAGCCUUUAAGGAAUGAAAGCAUAGAAGUGAGUGUGGAGAGACUUACUCGAAGAUUGAAGGAUCUCAAGAAACAGCUGCAAAUUGUAGCUAUGGAACAAAUCUCAGAAGUACUGCGUACCAAUGAAGACCAAGUGAUUUUGUCAUCAAUAAAAACAUGUUCUGUUUCGGGUGAUAUUGACGGUCACGCAGAACGGAACUUACGAUUUCUUGCUCCACUAACAGUGUUGGCUGGUCGCACGUUGUGCAUACAUCCGUCGUCGCGCGUAGCACGAGAGAACCUGGAAGUUUUUUGUGACACAUGGAUACAGUAUGUUAAUGAUUUGUCCAGACUGGCAAAAGAAACAGAUGCAACAGCAAGCGGUCGUUUAGCAGCGGAGAAACAAGCCUAUAUGUCUCUGCCUAGGCCAGGGAAGCAUGGUACGACACAAAAGCCAACGAAACCGAUUACACUUGACGUGGAAGAUCAGCAGAAGAUAGCGAAAGUUGGCUUGGAAAUGAAACUUUUGACUUCUGAAGUGAAUGCAGAAGCAGAAAAAUGGGAUGAAUAUGCAGAGAAUGAUAUUGUUAAGCGAGCUAAAGCUAUGUCUUCCAUGGCUUAUAAUAUGUAUCUUUUCACGAGAGGUGAUGGAUUACUAAAAACAACGCAUGACCUUUUCACACAGGCAGAAUUUUUUGCAGAACAAGCAAACAAGAUGUAUAAAACAGUCCGAGAAUUUUCUUAUGAGGUACCUGGAAGUGCUGAGAAAAACGAUCUAUCGACGAUUUUGGAAAAGAUACCUAUACAUUGUCAGCAGUUACAAGUACUUGUGAAGAGUCCAACAGUCGGUAAACCAGCAACAUUUUCCAAAGUUGAUUCCGUGAUACAGGAGACAAAAAAUCUAAUGAAUGAAAUUGCUAAACUUGUUACUGCUUGUUUCGUUUGUGCAACUAAGUUCGAAAUUGAAUUCCACGGUGCGCCGGUCUCACGACAAUCACUUGCUGAUGGCGAAUACACGCAGCGUAGUAGUAAGGAAUCCACAUUGUGGCGGCGAACUCCAUCAAUGCGACGUACCACACAAACACCCGUGUUUUAA
Cercopithifilaria johnstoni is the source of this 2187-nucleotide messenger RNA. The record is from the annotation of a GenBank genome assembly. NCBI's taxonomy places the organism in Eukaryota, Metazoa, Nematoda, Chromadorea, Rhabditida, Onchocercidae.